Messenger RNA from Telopea speciosissima, 919 nucleotides. Its product is annotated as phosphomannomutase-like. Gene Ontology annotation, molecular function: phosphomannomutase activity. Gene Ontology annotation, biological process: GDP-mannose biosynthetic process; protein N-linked glycosylation; mannose metabolic process. The coding region runs from base 62 to 841 and encodes 259 amino acids. Lineage: Eukaryota; Viridiplantae; Streptophyta; Magnoliopsida; Proteales; Proteaceae. The transcript has 12 exons. The record is from RefSeq and is a predicted model, not a curated record. Gene Ontology annotation, cellular component: cytosol.
GCUGUUGCACGCCAACUGUUUGACGAUAUUAUUUUAGCAGCUAAAUAGUUCUGUCGUGUUGAUGUCAGGAUUUAUUAUAACAAUGGCUAGGAGGAAGACAGGUUUGAUUGCUUUAUUUGAUGUCGAUGGAACACUUACUGCUCCAAGAAAGGUAGCGACUCCAAAGUUGUUAGAUUUCAUGCGGAAACUUCGGGAGGUUGUUACAGUUGGUGUUGUUGGAGGAUCAGAUCUUGUUAAGAUAUCAGAGCAGCUUGGCAAGACAGUUAUUGAUGACUAUGAUUAUGUGUUUUCUGAAAAUGGUCUUGUGGCUCACAAAGAUGGGAAGCUUAUUGGUAGUCAGAGCUUAAAGUCAUUCCUUGGAGAAGAAAAACUAAAGGAAUUCAUUAAUUUUACACUUCAUUAUAUUGCAGACUUGGAUAUCCCAAUAAAGAGGGGAACAUUCAUUGAGUUUCGGAGUGGGAUGCUUAAUGUAUCACCAAUAGGGAGAAAUUGCAGUCAAGAAGAGCGGGUUGAGUUUGAAAAGUAUGACAAGGUGCGCAGUAUACGGUCAAAAAUGGUUUCUGUGCUCAGAGAGAAGUUUGCUCACCUCAAUCUGACAUACUCCAUUGGAGGACAGAUAAGUUUCGAUGUAUUCCCCAAUGGAUGGGACAAAACAUUCUGCUUAAGAUACCUUGAUGAUUUUCAGGAAAUUCACUUCUUUGGGGACAAAACUUACGAGGGAGGAAAUGACUAUGAAAUUUAUGAAUCUGACCAAACAAUGGGUCACACAGUCACCAGUCCUGAGGACACGGUAGAGCAGUGUACAGCUCUUUUCCUUGCAGAACAAGUUGGAGAUCUCUGAGCUAAUGUGACUUUUCUGUGCUCAGUCUGUUGUUACAAUACUUGAACUGGUGAAACUGAAACCUAUAUCAAUUUAAAU